This is a messenger RNA of Rhagoletis zephyria (snowberry fruit fly), 552 nucleotides long. The record is from RefSeq and is a predicted model, not a curated record. Lineage: Eukaryota; Metazoa; Arthropoda; Insecta; Diptera; Tephritidae.
AUGGAGACAGUUGUCGAGGAGCAGUACAUCUUCACAGUGGACCGGUUCAUCAUUCACCGAGACUACGUGGGCAUGAAGAGGGGCUACAAAAACGACAUUGCACUCAUUCGCUUGGACCGGGAGAUUGACUUUGAGAGUGAAAACACUGAAGUUUCCUGCGUUUGUGAGCCGUAUCCUCUGGAGUUGCUAAACACUAACCAAUGCAUCGUUUUGGGUUGGGGUCAAACGACGGCUGAUAGUGAAAGCUCACUUUCCAAGCAGCUGCUUCAAGUGGGGCUUCCUAUUCUCAGUGACGCCUACUGCUCACAGCUGGAACGAGACUUCAGCUCACAUUGGGCGCUCUGUGCUGGCUUCACUGACGAGGACAAUAAGGAUGCCUGUAAGGGUGAUUCAGGUGGUCCACUGUUGUGUCCACUAGCUGAAACAAGUGAGGUCUACUCACUGGCAGGCAUUGUCUCUCAUGGCGUCGGCUGUGGCAGUCGCCUGCAUCCAGGCUACUACACAAGAGUGGAUCGAUUCAUCAGGUGGAUUGAGGCGCAAUCAGGGGAGUAA